UGUGCCUUUGGGAGCUCGGAGCCAUUGUGAGGGUGACCUUCCUGGCGGUCCACGGGCCCUGGGGGAAAAUCCCUCCCCAGGUUAGAAAGAAGCGGGGCUGUCUGCCCUUCUGAUGUGAAAUGAAGUAGGGGCACCGUUUCUAAUCUCAGGCGACGGUGACGCUUUCCCCCUUUGCAUACAGCCUGGGAACAACACGGGUGGGUAGGUCGCACGUGUAUCCACGGUUUACAGAUGACGGGAUGGAGGCAUGACCUCCCGGCUCCUGGGUGAUUUUGGUCAAUGUUACCCUGGGCCCUUGAGGCAGAACCCGUGUCCCUAUAGCUCGGACUCUUCGGCGUCAGGCCACCGCAGACGCGGAAUCAUGAAUUAGAUGUGGAACAGAAGUACUGGUCGUUCACAAGUCUAGAGCGAGUGCCGCGCUGUUGGGGGGGGGGGCAUCCUUGCCUCUGAUACUCUGCAUUCUGGGGAGGGCUGGUCGUACACCAAAGGGUACAGAGCACCAGGGGGCACUAGGAGCUGUGAGGACACCAGGGCAGGCCCUCUCUCUGGGUCCUGAGACCUGAAGGGGACAGAGGUGAAGCCCCCUCGGCAACUGCAGCGACCCUGCAAGUUGAAUUGAGGCAGGGGUUGCGGCCUGGGCGCUACUGACGCCUCUCGGUUGUGGGGACCGGUGUGUGCUUGGUGGGGGGCUUCGCAGCACCUCUGUCCUCAACCCCUGGAUGUGAGUGGCACACUCCCCCAAACACGUCUCCAGACAUUGCACCGUGUGUGCUGAGAGACAGAACUCCCGGGCUGGGGACCCCUGGGCUGCAGGAGGGCAGGGACAUGGGCGUAGGGGCCCCUGAGGGGCCACAGGCCAGGUCUAGGGCCUCACAGGCUGCGGGGCAGAUUCUGGCCGAGGAGUGACACGAUCUGUCACAGCGUUUAGGGAGGUGGCCCUGGCUGCCGGGAGCGGGGGUUGGUCCUGAGGGGGUGCAGCCAGGAGGCUGUUGCACUAGUUCCUGGGGGGCCGGGCGGCCUGGGCCGGGCGGGCAGAGGAGGAGAUGAGUGUGUUCUGGGUGUGUGUGGAAGGAAGGUGCGUAGAUCUGGCUGUUGGGUGGGGGCAAGAGAACCGUCAAAGGUGACUCUGUGUAUGGGCGUGAGCAGGGUGGCAGUAGGUGAUGCCAUUCCCGAGAUGGGGAAGGCGCCAGGAGGAGCGUCUGGAGCGACCCAGAGCCUGGGUCCGGGCGUCAGCUUGAGAUUCCACGUAGUCACCCCCAAGUGGUGGCAGUGGGGGUAAGGCUCAGCAUGGGGCAAAUGUCGUCUGUCCGUGCGGCGGGUCCGUGCGGGCUGCAUAGAGGCCGCCUUCUCACUGGGGCUUCUCCUCUGCCUUGAAAGUGUCCUCAUGCUGUAAAGCUGCUCUGAGUGAUUCAGCGGCAGCCCUCUCCGCGUUGGACAGCAAACACUCACACAGGGAAGGGGCUAGAGAUGAAAACAGUAGGGAAAAACCCCACGAGCAAAGCCUUCUGGACUCGGGUCUCGUUCAGUCUGAGCAUCAACCCCUGAGCUCAGCUGCCCUGCUAGAGACACUUGGGAUCUUACGGAGUCUGUGGGCUGCAGGGGCGAUUGUCUGAAUCAUGAAAAGCAGGGCCGAGGCUGGGGGCUGGGAAAGGUGGCAGCUCCGCGGGGGGAGAGCAGACAGGCCCGUCGCAGCGGGAAGAGAGGCGCGGAACCCCACAUCUCAUGGGGUGGGCCACGACACAGCAGGUGCCGGGCAUUGAUUCAGAAGGGCUGUGGCAUGCCUCCCAAUCCCCCUGGGGGCCCACGGGGCUGUCCUGUCGCCUUCUCCCCAGGGUCCCACUCCCUGCGCUACCUCUUCAUGGGCGCCUCGGUGCCAGACCUCGGGCUGCCCCUGUUCGAGGCCUUGGGCUACGUGGACGACCAGCUGUUCGUGUCCUACAGUCACGAGAGUCGCCGGGCAGAGCCCCGCGCCCCGUGGCUCGAGGGUGGGGCCCCCAGCCAGCUGUGGCUGCAGCUGAGUCAGGGCCUGAAAGGCUGGGAUCACAUGUUCAUCGUGGACUUCUGGACCAUCAUGGACAAUCACAACCACAGCAAGGUGACGAAGCUCGGGGUGUCGUCGGAGUCGCACACGCUGCAGGUGAUCCUGGGCUGUGAGGUUCGAGAGGACAACAGCACCAGGGGCUUCUGGAAGUAUGGGUACGACGGGGAGAGCUACCUUGAAUUCCGCCCAGAGACGCUGGACUGGAGGGCGGCAGAGCCCAGGGCCCGGGCCACCAAGCUCGAGUGGGAAGUGAACGCGAUUCGGGCCAAACAGAACAGGGCCUACCUGGAGAGGGACUGCCCGGCGCAGCUGCGGAGUCUGCUGGCGCUGGGGACCGGGGCUCUGGCCCGGCGAGUUCCUCCCUCGGUGAGGGUGACUCAUCAUGUGGCCUCGGCAGCGACCACUCUACGGUGUCAGGCUCUGAACUUCUACCCCCAGAACGUCACCAUGAAGUGGCUGAAGGACAGGCAGCCACUGGACGCCAAGGACGUUGAGCCUCAGGACGUGCUCCCCAAUGGGGACGGGACGUACCAGGGCCGGCUGGCCGUGGCCGUGCCCCCCGGGGAGGAGGCCAGAUUCGCCUGCCUGGUGGAGCACCCCGGGCUAGAGCAGCCCCUCACGGCCACGUGGGAGCCCUCGACGUCCAGCACCCUGGUCAUCGGAGCCGUCAGUGCGAUCGCUGUUUGUGUCAUCCUCUUUGUCAUCGGAAUUCUGUUCAGAAUCUUAAGGAAAAGGCAGGCUUCGAGAGGAGUCCCAGGGGACUACGUGUUGGCCGAGUGUGAGUGACAGGCUGCCUGCAGACCUCCUGUGGGGAGGAGAUGCACAGACUCAAAGACGGGGCACCCUGGGGCGUUCUUGCCUUCCAGGACCGAGGACCUAACAAGCCGGACCCCACCGAGGAACUCUCUGCUCGGGGCCUUGCCGGUUCAUUCUCGACAAGCUUCUCCCAUUUCGGGUUUCGAGUUCCUGCGCCGCUCCCAGCACUGGAUCUCAGGGCUCUCCAGCGACCUCUCGGGUCUGUCUGCCUUACCUUCUGCCUCCCUUCGAGCUCCAUAUACCUAUGUCCUCUCCUCUCCUACCUCUGGAAUAGGGCUCCUAAAAUUUUGGGGGCCUCAGAAUUCCUUUCCACAUCUGAGAUAAAGCUAUGAACUUUU
This is a messenger RNA of Suricata suricatta (meerkat), 3195 nucleotides long. It is a transcript of the gene HFE, whose product is annotated as homeostatic iron regulator. The transcript has 5 exons. Gene Ontology annotation, biological process: antigen processing and presentation of endogenous peptide antigen via MHC class I via ER pathway, TAP-independent; antigen processing and presentation of endogenous peptide antigen via MHC class Ib; response to iron ion starvation. Bases 1778 to 2827 code for a protein of 349 amino acids. NCBI's taxonomy places the organism in Eukaryota, Metazoa, Chordata, Mammalia, Carnivora, Herpestidae. Gene Ontology annotation, molecular function: transferrin receptor binding. Gene Ontology annotation, cellular component: external side of plasma membrane. The record is from RefSeq and is a predicted model, not a curated record.